AUGGUGACUGGUGGAAAUCAGGAACAAAGCCAGGAAGGAAAUCAGGAGGCCAGCUUGGUUGGACAAGGUGGAGAGAAAAAACUUUGCCACGCCCAAAGCCAGCAGGAGGUGGUGGCGGCCCAAGCGAGGCAGAGGGGCUGCGCUGAUUCCCCCGCAGCUGCAGGGGCUCUCCGAUGCAAGCCUGCACCUCCUCAGGCCGCCCUGGAGGCUUGGCCAAAGAAGACUCCGAUCAUCAGGUUCCGAUGUCUCAAACAAGAAUCCGAUUCAGCUUCUGAUUUCUCGAGCAAGAAUCUGAUUUGGGAGCUGGAGAGUCGGGAGGCAGGAGUGGCCUGGUGGGCAAACGCAGCCAGAAUCCGGAGCUUGAACGGCUGUCAAGCCCCUGCCAAGAUGCUCAAAAUAAGUCACAAAUUUGGAAGCAUUGGAUGCAGUGUAGACCAAUUGGGACGUGAAUUUGCUAUACUUAAAAAAUGGGAAGUAGACGGAAUUACUUGCAUUUUAAUUACAAGUACCUCCAUCCUUAAGGAAUCAGCUAUUGCUGCCUCUCAAGCACUGGUACAGAACUACCUGGUCUUUACCUACGAGGGGACUGCCUACGCCACAACGCCUUGCACUUGUGAAGUAUUCAAAGGUAUGAGGUCCUCUGAAGCUGUAAGAGAUGAUUCUAUCCUAGCAAGCUUUUCUAAAUCAGGCACAAACUGGCUAAGCCAAAUCUUAACUGACCUGAUAGCCAUAUCUCAAAAGAAAACACCAGGUAGUGAAAGCAGUGUGAAUGCUGAAGAACCAGAAGAAUUCCCCUACCUUGAAGCUGGAGAUGCUGAAAAAUAUGAGCGAAUGACCAAAUUACUUUCUCCAAGAUUUAUGGUUACUCAUCUCCGUCCUGAAAAUCUUCCACAAUCUAUCUUCAAAAACAAUGCCAAGGUGAGUGCUGAUUUUAAUGUAUUAAAGAAGGGAGUCUUACAAGAUGUGGCCUGGGGAUGCUAUUUUGAAUACCUUUCUGAAUGGAACAAAUAUGCUGACAAAGAAAAUAUUAUGACAAUAACUUACGAAGAGAUAAAAGAGGUAAGGUUAAGAAUAGUUACAAAUACUUUAUACUUCAAGGGACUUUUUUUCCGGAACCAAUACACCAUUAUAUAUGCAGGGUAUCCAAGAGUUUGUUCCUGCUUUUUUGAAGGUGGUGUAAGUGACUGGAAGAAUCUUUUCAGUGAAGAUCAGAAUGAGAAAAUGGACAAAGCAUUUGAAGAACAUAUAGCAGGAACGACACUCGGGAAAAAGCUGAAGUAUGACUUAUACUGCAAAGUCUGAAGAGAAAUGAAAUGUGGUUACAUGUUAUGAGAGCAAGAACUGUGCAAGGCAGACUCAGAUCAUCUGAAUGCUAUACACUGGAAAACUAGAUCAAAUGAUCCAAGCACCUUAGAAUUACUGUAAGAGUCAUUG
Onychostruthus taczanowskii (white-rumped snowfinch) is the source of this 1434-nucleotide messenger RNA. RefSeq names its product sulfotransferase 6B1-like. The record is from RefSeq and is a predicted model, not a curated record. The coding region runs from base 1 to 1302 and encodes 433 amino acids. The transcript is spliced from 10 exons. NCBI's taxonomy places the organism in Eukaryota, Metazoa, Chordata, Aves, Passeriformes, Passeridae. Gene Ontology annotation, biological process: sulfation. Gene Ontology annotation, molecular function: sulfotransferase activity. Gene Ontology annotation, cellular component: cytoplasm.